Dendronephthya gigantea is the source of this 4915-nucleotide messenger RNA. RefSeq names its product inactive histone-lysine N-methyltransferase 2E-like. Bases 327 to 4205 code for a protein of 1292 amino acids. NCBI's taxonomy places the organism in Eukaryota, Metazoa, Cnidaria, Anthozoa, Malacalcyonacea, Nephtheidae. The transcript is spliced from 21 exons. The record is from RefSeq and is a predicted model, not a curated record. Gene Ontology annotation, molecular function: protein binding.
CCGCCAUUUUGCUAUCACUGGCAACGAGGCGUUGAAUGUACGUCAGUGUAAUAAACCGCGUUGCAAGGGAAAUUAAACUCAAAAUAUCGUUUUUUGUCCGUGAAAUGUAAUAAAUUCCCCGUAGGGACCAUACUCUGCGUUUGGAGAAUUCAUGAAACGUUCUAUAUUGUUACCGAGGCGAACAUAUCUGCAGUAGUUGUCGAGCAGUUCGGGUAAUUUGUACUGCGAGACAAUUAUAUUGGAAAUACUUGCAAUGAAUAUAUUGGACGUGGUUGGUGUGUCAGCCAUACAGAUUAAGAAACAAGUGAAGUUAAUUGUCAAAAAACAUGAAUGGUGAUGUUUUGUUUCAAAAUGCACAAAAUUGCCUGACUAUGGCUGCUGGCUCUGAUCGGCAGCCAAUCGAGUCAUCUGUUGUACCUGUCUGUGGAAAGCCUACAUCAAACUCAUUGACAAGACUUCCUGGUGUGAGGAACCAUAUACCAUAUUCGGAUCACAACUAUGGCAAGCCAUUGACACCACCAGACUCGUGCAGUCCAGAUCACCCUGAGGAAGCUGAUACUGGAAAUGAAGAUGAAGGAUUUACAAGAUGUAUCUGUGGCUUUAAACAUGAUGAUGGUUAUAUGAUAUGCUGUGAUAAAUGCAGUGCUUGGCAACAUAUAGAGUGUGUUGGCAUCAAAAGCAACUGUGUUCCUGACACAUAUCUUUGUGACAUGUGUCACCCAAGACCAUUAGAUACGAAAAGAGCAAUACAGAUACAGACUAAGAAGUUUGAAGAGCCAACAGAUGAAGAAGAUGAUGAUGAUUGUGAUGUUAGUGACCAUGACAGUGAUAAUGCAGUAUCCAGAGUAUCCUUGCCAAAUCCAGCAUCCAUGAAGGAAAAUGUCCUAACGAAAGGCAAAAGAAAGAAACGAGAAUCGACAAGAAAGCUUAACCAAAAGGAGAUGAAACAUAACAAGAGAAAGAGACGGAAAAGAAAGCAUAUAUCAACUGACACUAUUCCAGUUGAUGAGGAGACAAAUGGGCCAUGGAACAUUUUAUCGUUUCCAGAACACAAGCAAUAUGAGGAAGCCAAUAAGACAGUGUUUAUUGGAGACUUGGCAAAUCAUUCUCUUCCAUCCUUGGAGUCCAAUGCCAACAACAUUCUGAAGCCAGAGCAGAUAUGUAAAGUUGUGUAUGUACAGAAAACUAAGCAGGGUGUGGUGGUCACAGAAGACAUCAAUGGACAGCAGUUUAUAAUCGAAUGCAAAGGAAAGCUUUUGUUAGAGACGCAAUUUAAAGAAGACCAUCCUAUGUUCUCUAAGUGUGAUCCGUUUGUUCUGUACUAUACAACGGUUGAACCUAGGCUGGUAAUGAAUUUCUCUGAUUAUGGAAACGACGCACGUUUCAUUCGAAGAUCCUGUACACCAACCGCAGAGAUACGUCAUGUUAUGAUUGACAACAAACCUCAUCUUGUUGUUGUUUCCUUGACUUCGCUCGCGAAAGGAACCGAAGUAACCAUAGCAUUCGAGUUUCCAUUUCACGAGUACAGACGCCAGUUGGAUUGCGCAUGCGCUCAAGAAAACUGCAAUGUUCAGAAACAUAACGAAACAAUACAACGAGUUGAGCAGACGAACGGAUUUCGUGGUAGCAAGGAUGAACAAAGCUUGGUUGAUAGCAGUCUUAGUAAUCACAUGGACAGUGACUCUGAUGGUGAUAAUGUGACGAAGGACAAGAGAAGUCGCAAGAAAUUAUCACGCGAAGACAGGAAACUGCAACAGUAUUUACGACAAUUUGAGAAGAUGGAAAAAACGGAAAAGAAAAAGCUGCAACACUCGACUAAUGGCCGCGAUGCUCGAACUGGAAUUCUAACACCACGGAACUAUCCCGAAGAGUUCAAUGGGGAGACACCAUCGAAACCCUGCAAAGCAUUAAGGAAGCAAGGCCUGAGUCAACGUCAACAGCGUAAGAUCCAGGCUAUACGUCGGGCACAACGUCUUAGCUGUUCAUCAGAACCACUUUCACCAGAAGAUAACUAUAGCAGUGCUGCUUCUACCCCAACAACACCUUGUGUGAAUGUCGUUGAGGAGACCAACGAUCAUCAUCAUCUUCACGAUACGACCGAUAAAUCCUUUAAAUUUCCUAAAUUCAAAAAGGGUUCGUUGAAUGAUGUGACUGCUUCAAGUAUCGACGCUGCUUCCCGCAGCAGCAAUCCUUCGCCCGAGGCCUCCGGCUAUCCCAGUCCUUCAAAAUCGCUAUUUGAAACUCGGCUUGUGGAGGUUGACGAGCCAAAUUGUGACAGACUGAGUGCCGCAAUCAAUGGCGCCUCAUCACCAAGGACUGAUCCCAACUGUUCGCCCAGUCCUUGUCAUUCUACCUAUGCUUCUCCAACCCAUUCAGAGAGUGUCGAUCUUCCCGACAUGUUUUCUCGUCAUCAUCUCGCCUCGCCCACUUGCAGCUCCGUAGCCUCAUUUAUUUUAAAUUCUGGACUAUACAGGUCCGAUCCUACGCAUACCACGCUGAAAAAGCGGUGGUUGUUACAAUAUGCAAACGAACGAGCUGAGAAUAAAAUGCCGGCCAAUGGGAUUGUUACUACGACGGUUUACAGACCAAGUCAAAUAUCCCGGGUUAUCGUUUCACCAAGGACGUUUCCCCUGCCGUACAAGCGGCGCAAACUCAUGGAAUAUCAGAGAACUGUAAACCAUGCAUUAGUAAAAACUUCACAGCCAAGUUCUGAUUGUGCAGCGGAACAUGCUAAUACUAGUCAAUGUUUGGUUGACAGUGCCGGUAAUGUCUCGUCUACUGUAAAGAUAUCGUCUUCUAUUCUAUCAAAGGUUUCGUCUUCAUCGAUUACAUCUUCGUCGGUUACGUCAUCAUCGAUGAUGUCAUCAUUUAUGAAGCCUUCACCGACAUCAGCAUCGCCAUCACUCGCAGUAUCAUCGGUGACUUCGAUAAACACCGUGGCUUUAGCUUCCACGAAUGACACCAGACCAACGAUGUUGCAAAGCACGCUAACUGGACUAACCGUUACCGGAAGUGACGAACCAGUAUUUCCACGUGUAACCGGAAGUGAGGAAGCAACCUGGGGUAGGCGAAUUAGCGGCGGAAGUGACGAUACUAGUGUAGGUCAUAGUAGUUUAUCAAGUAUCAGUUCUACUGAUGAUAUAAACAUCACGGGAAUUCCUAGUGAUGGCGCGAAGGUUGAACCGAAUUCAGGUAACGCAGUAGGAAGUAGCUCGGAGGUGAAUCGUAGUUUACUGCCAACGUGUUCGCAAGACAGGCAGGAAAGCUCUCUCGAGUCGAGCACGGACUGCGCAACGAGAACGUUGGAGGACACGUCUAGGGAUAAGCCACCUCAAGUAGGGUCAAGUGGGGUUAUUGAAGGAAGUACAGGAACAACGAAUGCAACAUCAACUACACCUGGAGGGAAGAAAAAGGUCUCUUUAUCAGAAUAUCUGAAUCGUAAGCGAACAACUGGAUCAUCGGUGAAGAAAGAUACUCUCUUUUCAUCCGAGGUCACCUCGGCAAGCCAGUCACGUGUCUCCGAAGCAGGUAGCCUAUUGGCUACUAGUAGUGAUCCUGCAUCGUCUGUCGUAAACUACCGAGCAGGCUUGGUUACAAGUGUGAGCACGAGUGGAUAUGGCACUACACUAUUGUCAACGACGGGAGUCAGUAGUAGUACUGGAGGGGUUAUGAUUGAACCUGUGAGCCCUGACGAGGGAUUUGAUGAUAGACCAUCGUUACAUAACGCUGGACUAGCUUCACAAAGUUCGUCAAGUGUAGAACGUGAAGUGAAACCAACAUCACUAUCAACGACACCAUCAUUUCGUAGUUACUCACAAAAUAUCCCAACUCGACCUGUCCCGGAAACUGGAUGCAAUAGCGAUGCGAUGGAUAUCGAUGACGAUGAAGUUCCUUCGUCAAGUACGAUUGUCGUCAACACCCCAGUGUCACUGCCUGGUGACAGAUCAGCGGGGGUGACGUCAUCGGAUAUGAUGGGUUCGUUGGGUAUACAACCUUAUUCAAAUCUUAGCCAGCCAAUGAAAUUUAACAAUGUUGCAUCAGCACAAUCAUCUCCAAGACGACAGGUUACAAACUCAACUGUGUCGUUGGAAAAUCAUAUUCGUCAACCAGCGCCAGCCGCCCAGAUACCCAACACGUCAUUACAAACCCUACCACGCCAUCCUGACUUCCGGCCUUCGAGUAACCGAUCUAGUCCCUUCCAUUAACUUCACGUCUUAUGCAUUCGCAGAUUCUAAAUAUACCUGUUCUUUGGUUGGCGACUGCUUUUGUUUGAAAUGUUUGGUUUGCGUGUCCUUUCGGCGUGGUGUAAACUCUACACGUGCUUCCACACGAGGUCUUCACGAGUCACUGGAAUGGCACGUGUAACUUUUACACCUGGUUUUCAUUUGGCCUACGACGAUGUUAUGUCGUGGCCAUCAAAUCAUAACUCACAACAUUGCUUUGGCAUUUUACUGAUUUCAAAACUGUACAGAACUCCUUCCACACAAGUUGCGUCAAACGUGCAGCGUCCUUGACUAUUGUUCAAGCACCGUCCAUUGGUAGAAUGUGACAUUUUAAUCUGUAUAGUUCAAUCAUUAGAUCCGAAUUCUAAAUAAAUCGUGAAACUCAGAUUUAAACGCUAGACUACAUCGUAUCACCAUCAUUUUUUGAAGCCAAAUAGAAACCAAGUGCGAGAAAGCAUAUUAGCCAAACGUGAUCCCUUAUGUACAUUUACUAUCGUAUUGAUAUUUGACUUUUGCUGAACUCGUGGGAAGUACAUGCAAACAACCGUUGGUGCGACGUUUAAUUAAUGGACAUUAAUUUGAGUGUAUGUACGGACGAUGAGGUAGAGCUUGAGAAUGGUCUCCUUGUUUUUACCGUGAUCAAGCAAAGUGUACAAAUGUGCAAAGUUAUUUGAUAAAAUAAUACCAAGUAA